Molecule: messenger RNA, 1302 nt
Organism: Durusdinium trenchii
Lineage: Eukaryota; Dinophyceae; Suessiales; Symbiodiniaceae
Source: the annotation of a GenBank genome assembly
AUGAUGAUGUUCGAGCGCUUAGGUGCUCCAGGCGAAGAGAGCUCCAACGGCUUUAACAAUGCAGGCACUGGGCAUGCAGGCUUCAUGGAGCCAAACUACACAAAGGAGGUUAAGAAUGCGGAUGGGAGUCUGAGGACAGUGACCACUGAUAAAGUGGAGCAUGUCUGUGAGCAGUUCUUAUCCAGCCGCCAAUAUUGGGAGUAUCUCACCAAGACAGGCAAGCUGCCCAAACCCGAUACUUGGAUCCAUCAAACAAACCAUAUUGCGCUGGGUGUUGGGAAGGACCAAGUGGAGUUCAUCAAGAAGCGCUACGAAGCGAUGAAGUCUCAUCCCCUCUUCACCUCCAUGGAAAUCUGCCUUCCGGAGGAAAAGGAAAAGGCUAAGCAAUGGGCACCUUUGAUUGUGAAAGGUCGCGACCCCAACGAGCCUAUUUGCAUGACCAAAGUCCCUCAUGGUACUGACGUGGACUACGGUGCUUUGACAAAGGCAAAGAUUACUGCCUUCCAAGAACUUGGAGGUGACUUGCGACUUCACACGGAGGUGACAGAUGUCAAGAAGAACAAAGACGGGAAGUGGGUCAUCACCACCAAAGUCAAUGGUGCGGGUUCAGGUUGGGCCUACAACAAGGCAAAGUUUGUGUUUGUCGGUGCUGGAGGUUGGGCCUUGCUGAUGCUGCAGAAGGCUGGAAUUCCAGAGGUCAACGGUUAUAUGGCCUUGCCUGUGACGGGCGACUGGGCGAUUUGCCAGAACCCUGAGGUGGUGCAUCAGCAUAGGGUGAAGGUCUACGCCCCUGGUGCACCUGGAGCUCCUCCUAUGUCUAUGCCGCAUUUGGACUACCGCACUAUUGGUGGCAAGGAGGUGUUGCUCUUUGGGCCAUUCGGCUCGAUGACCAUGAAGUUCUUGAGGUACGGUUCUGUGACUGAUGCCUUUAGGGCACUCAAGCCUCACAACCUCAUCCCAACUGCUGGAGCAUUGUCAAGAAAUCUCAGCUUGGCCGUGAUGCUCAUGAAGGAUGUGUUCAAGAGCGCCAUGGGAAAGCUCCAUGACAUCAGGCACUACUAUCCAGAGGCUGACCCAGAUGAUUGGGUGUUCAUCCCUGCAGGUGUUCGUGCUCAGAUUAUCAAGAAGGACCCAAAGACUGGCAAGGGCAUGCUGCAAUUCGGAACUGAGGUGGUGACUGGUGAAAAUGGCACAAUUUGUGGCCUGCUGGGCGCAUCUCCCGGCGCCUCCACUUGCGUCUCGAUUGGCCCGGUCCUCGACUGCCUAGAAGUGAUGGCCUCCAACAUAAGGUCAUGCUCUUGA